Molecule: messenger RNA, 486 nt
Organism: Clonostachys byssicola
Lineage: Eukaryota; Fungi; Ascomycota; Sordariomycetes; Hypocreales; Bionectriaceae
Source: the annotation of a GenBank genome assembly
AUGAAGUUUGAACUCGGCAUCUCAUUUCUUUUUGUUCCCUUAAUUCUGGCCGAGCCUAGCCCAGACCAUAGCCGGCGAGCCUUCACGCUUGACACUUUGACUGGCCCCAAUGGACCGCAAAUCGCUAAGCAAGACUAUGCAACCUUCACGUUGAAGGGCGAUGAACUGUUCCUCUACUCCAAGGGUAGAAGGCGCCAGCAAGUCUACGGCACCAAUGGCGAGUUACUGGGUGCUUUGGGAUACAUAUCAGAGGGCGAGGAAGCCCCGGAGGGAAGCACGCUCAGCGGCUGGGCGAUUGACAGGACUACCAAUGAAGUGAGGCUGAAUGGGAAGCGUUUUAGACGAUGGGCGAAUGUCACAACGGGAACACCGGACGAUAUCUACCAGAUGUUUAUUAGCGAGAUCGACGAUUUGCCCGAGGGCUACACGGCUUGGGGCGGGAUUGUGUACAGCGAGGAGAACCCGGUCAGCUGCGUGUACUCGUGA